CCUCUGUCGUGCUGCUCACUACGGACGUAUUUUGACGGAGCACACGAAGGGCUCAACGCGGGACGUUCCUGUUGAUAAACGCAUUGACAGUAGGAACAGCGAAUAAUGCCAGCAAAAGAAAACUGUUGUUAGCAAAGUGGUUGCAAAAUGUGUCCGCAGUUAGCAGAUACAUCAACAAGGAUGUGUUUGAUCAAAAUGCGUAGCUUCGUAUGCAUUUAGAGAUGCUAACUGUUGUCUUGUAUUCACUGCAUUCAUCUAUGGUUUCAAGCUACAUGACUUAAACGAGAGUUCAACCAAAACCAAAUGAUUCCUGUUAGCAUGAGUGGAUAUUGUGCAUUCAGUUUUAAUGUCAGGUCUGUGUAACUAUUUUUUAAAUGAUAGGACUGCUGUGAAUUGUAUGAAAUCACACCCGAGUAGACACUGUUAUCUCUCUAGAAUUACCCACUUCAAUCAUGGAGACACAUACAGAGCCAAACAUUGAGGUUCGCCUGGCAGUGGCCCAGUCUUUCCGGACUCUUAAUACAGCUACAGAUAACAAAGACAUAAUUGCUGCUCUCCAGACUCUCAGCUCUUACCUAAAUGAAGGACCAGAAAGUAAAACCACUUCACCUCAGCGUGCAGAGUUCAGGAGAGCUCACUUUACUCGCAGCCUUCAGUUCUUAGUCAGUAAUAUCCAGGCUGACUGGGUUCACGGCCUCACAGCAGCUCAGCGCACAGAGUUAUGGGACGGGUUGUUCCUGAAAGGUCCCCCUGAGCAGACGCUGCUGGUUCUGAUGGAUGGAAUAGGAGAGCUGAGUGCCAGUGCAGCUCUGGACCACUUGGUCAGCAUAACAGAGAAGUUCCUUCAAAGCCACCGCCUCGCUGACCUGCUGUGGUCCUACUCUCAGCAAACUGCUCCCUCUGACUCCCCCCAGCUCAGAGAGACUCUGCUUGGACGUAUCGUUUCUUUGCCAGAUCUCACAGCCAACAAGUUACGUCUGAAUAACAAGCCCCUUUUUCUACCUCAGCAGUACUACCCACUACUGGCGACAGAGAUGCUCACUACUCUGGAGCGAACCUGCAAAGCACUUAAAGGUGGUACAGACUGCUCCUUAACAUUUGUGGCUCAGACACUUGGAAAAGUUUGUAUCCAGGGCCACAGCGGUUUGUUUCUGGCAGUGUUGGCUCCUCGGCUCUCAGUCUGCUCGCGCUCAGACAUGGUGUGGCAGAGAGUUUGCUGGAAGUUGUUUGAGAACGUCCCACAGCGAUGGGUAGAGAGCGUGCUCACAGGUUUGGUGCAGGCUGUCAGUGGCCCUGCAGCUUUGGGCAGGAUCAUUGGGAAUCUGGUGUUAACUAACAAGAAGGCGCAGUUUGUCAUCACUCAUAAGCUGCUGUUACUGCAGUACAAGUAUGAGACUCGAAUCUUGAGGAUUAUUCUGGGUUACCUUGCAGCUGAUAAGGAUCGACGCCCACUACUCAUCCAGGUGUUACGGUCUGUGUCUCAGGCCUGGGCUAACCCCAGCGCAGUGAAGCACACAUCUUUAGAGCAGCAGCUGUAUGUGAGCAAGGCCUUACUGCUGAGUGUGAGUCUGCUGAACAAAUCUGAGCUACAGGAGCUACAUUCAGAUUUACUUCAGUGUAUGCUGGGGGGAAUGCAGAGCCACCUGGACAGCAGCGUGGUGCGGAUCAGGCAUGUGGGCAUGGUGGUGGGAGAGUGUCUCAGCUCUCGCUUGGAUAUCGGUGGAGCUGCACUCAAAUUUGAGUAUGAUCAGGAUGAAGAAACACAAGAGCUGCUCUCUCUGAUGACUCCUGUUACUGAUGAUGAACCAGAGGCAGAGCUUGUAAAUGUAAUUGAUUCUCCUCAAGAGAAAACAGAAACAACUCCACAUGCUGAGAAAGAGACUCAAAAAACUGACCCAGACUCUGACUUGGACAGCGAUGAUGAGCUCACACCGUAUGACAUGUCUGCUGAUCAGGAGUUAAACAAAGCAUCUCCACCGCGCUACCUACGAGACUGUCUGGAAAGUUUAAUGUCCUCUGAUGACCCGGUGCGUGUGGAGCUCAGUUUAAGAGCUGUUGAGGGUUUGGUACGAAAGAAUGCCUUUGCAGCCAGAGAGAUCAGUGUCCAGCUGACCAAAGUGCUUCUUCACAUGGAGGAUAAAUACAGCAUAAGCAGCUUCCUGAAUCUCAGACAGGCGGCCAUGGUGGCGCUCGCAGUCACUGACACUGUCCCUGUGACUCAGUAUUUGACUGCAGAGUUUUACUCCUUGAACUACAGUCUUCGCCAGAGGCUUGAUAUCUUGGAGGUUCUCUCACUUGCAGCGCAGGAGCUGUCGAAGCCAAACAAAGAAACAAGAGAGCGAUGUUCAUUAAUAAGUAAUUCUGCCAGCACUGAUUUAACCCCAUACCCCGGUGACAACCCCGUCCACUGGAGACAAGAAGUGGAGAAGCGGAUACAAAGCAAGACAAGACGCCUCAGUAAGGGUGUCACAAAGCCUCCAGCUAAGGCCACCCCGAACCGUUACGCCCCUGUCGCUGGACACUUCUUUUUCCCUCUGCUCAGGAACUAUGACAAGCCUCAGAUGACAUUUGACCUUUUAGGCAGCGACCACCUGGUGCUGGGCAGGUUGAUCCACACGUUGGGCCUCUUCAUGCACCUGGCAGUGAAUGCACCGGUAGCUGCACUGAUGGGUCGUGCAUUACUUGACUUUGUGUGGGCGGUGCGCUACCAUGUUGACCAGAUGGUGAGAAGAGGCGUCCUCUUUGCUGUCUGCUCUGUGUUUCUGAGUGUGAACAGUCAGAACCUGCUGGUGGACCUCAGUGAUCAGCUGUUUGAGACCAGAACUUGGCUGGCAGAUGUGGCUGAAAGAGACACUGAUGCAGAUUGCCGGAGUCUGGCUGUACAGAGUCUGGUUCUAAUGGACCAGAGCCUGAAAAAGCAGCUACAAGAUCCACAAGCACUGAGAAUGGAAUCCUGAAAUACUGAAUAUGUGCUACAGCUGAUCCGCACAGAGCCAGGAGAUGAGAGUACUGAGGUGGACUGAAAUUAAGUUGUGAAUAUUGGAUGCGUACCAAUUUGUUUCUUUUGCUGAAACACAGCCGAAAAAAAUUCCUGCUUCUUCUUGACAUGUUUGUAAAGGUCUUUCUUCACCAUACACACACACAUGUUCCCAAUGAUAGGAUCAAGACAUAGUCUAUAGUUUAUGCACAUUAUAAGAUACUGAUUGAAUGCAGGACAGUUUGCCAAUUCGGUCUACCAAUAAACUCUUUUUUUAUGAGGAUAUCCUGUUCCUGUACGGGCACAUCUCUGUGCUGUUAUUGUUUGUUUGCUGAGGACAUCCUGUGAACAUUCACGCACAUGCACCCAUUUAGACAUAAGAAAAGUACUACUUCUUUUUCCUCUUAUGACAUUGUUCAUCUGUUUGUUCCCAAACAAUGAAAUAUUUUGCAACAUACAGUUGUUUAUAGUUUUUAUUCUUAACGAUUACCUUGGAUGACUUCAGAUGAAAAGAGGCAUUGAUUAAAAUGUUUUUGUUGAGA
This is a messenger RNA of Notolabrus celidotus (New Zealand spotty), 3519 nucleotides long. It is a transcript of the gene telo2, whose product is annotated as TEL2, telomere maintenance 2, homolog (S. cerevisiae). NCBI's taxonomy places the organism in Eukaryota, Metazoa, Chordata, Actinopteri, Labriformes, Labridae. Gene Ontology annotation, cellular component: cytosol. The record is from RefSeq and is a predicted model, not a curated record. Bases 453 to 2957 code for a protein of 834 amino acids. The transcript has 20 exons. Gene Ontology annotation, molecular function: Hsp90 protein binding; telomeric repeat DNA binding. Gene Ontology annotation, biological process: protein stabilization; telomere maintenance via telomerase.